Molecule: messenger RNA, 910 nt
Organism: Cydia splendana
Lineage: Eukaryota; Metazoa; Arthropoda; Insecta; Lepidoptera; Tortricidae
Exons: 5
Coding region: 133-687 (184 amino acids)
Source: RefSeq, a predicted model, not a curated record
GAUGGCUGAGCGCUCGUGCCAGACGGACCUGUACUAGGUGUCCCCAAAACAAAUAUAAGAUUUACUUAUAAAAACUGUGCUGUGUUGUGUGUCCUAGUGAUAUACCGUGUGCACCAAAACCUUUAAGUUAUAAUGGGUAACAAGCAAUUGAAUAAAAAGAAGACAUCUCGAAAAAGACAACUCGGAAGAUUCCAACAAACAAUGGAACUAACGAAAAGAAGAAAAUUGGAUAAUUUCACAGCCGAACAUGAUACUAUAUCUUUAGACUACAUCGAACUGCAAAAUAUGGAAAUGGAAUCUCCGAUUUCAUCAACCACUGACAUUCAAAGUAACGAUGAGGCGACCGGCUCAAACAUUUUGAACCCACGCAUUGCACAGGUGGAUGACACUUAUCGGGUUCCUAGUAUAUUAGAGGAAGAAGAUACCCAUGAGUUACAAAUAUCGUUCAAUGUGGAAGAAGAGCUUCCUGACAAAACCGUCGGUCGAAGAAUUGUCGCAGUUAGUUACCAUUCGAUUCGAUUCCUCGCAUUUUAUCCAAUAAAAGAUUGUAUGGAAACUAUAUACAUAAACGCAAUAUUUCACCGACAAAAUCGCAAUUUUCUUGUUUUGUUCAUACUUCAAGAUGGACUCUUUGUGACCUUGACGUCACGGUCACAUAUCGUUUUGUUCGGGGCGUUUCGCGAGUGAAGUACGACUGUCGGACUUUGACUAUCAUUUCUGACUUUUGUAUUCCUUUAAUGCAAUGGAUCCCAUAUAGACUUUUGAUCCUAAAGACAAACCUGAUCGAUUGAUACCAUAAAUGAAAAUUAGUCAUCUAUUAUCGAUAAGUAUAUAUGUUUUUCUUCAUCAAAUUAUCAAUAAUUUUCAUUUUUUAGAUUGUUCCCUCUAUAAACUCCUAAUAGUCUACCUU